This is a messenger RNA of Linum tenue, 1257 nucleotides long. Lineage: Eukaryota; Viridiplantae; Streptophyta; Magnoliopsida; Malpighiales; Linaceae. The record is from the annotation of a GenBank genome assembly.
AUGAAUUACGACAAGGUCGGUGACCCAAAACCAACCGGCCGGUGCCACGUCAGGAACAUGUCGGUGUACGUCUACGAGCUGCCGUCCAAGUUCAACUCCGACCUUCUUCGAAAUUGCACCCGCUUGAACAGGUACCGGAACUUGUGUCCCGAUGUGGUAAACCACGGCCUAGGCCAACCACUCUCCGUCGAAGCAAACACGCCUACAAAGGAACCAAUUUGGUUCGCACCCUACCAGUUCGCGGUGGAAGAGAUAUUCCACGCUAGGAUGUUAAACCACCCUUGUCGCACGAACGACCCGGCACGUGCCAACCUCUUCUACGUGCCGUUCUACGGCGGGUUCCACAUGUCAAGCAUGGGUCGAGAGACCAACUACACGGCCCGCGAUGAGCUGGCAGUACAGCUGGCGGAGCACGUGGAGCAGCAGCAGCCCUGGUGGGGCCGACGGAACGGGAAGGACCAUUUCAUGGUCCUGGGCCGGACCGCAUGGGACUUCAUGCGGUCCGACCGGCAGCAGGGUGUCGUCGACUACGGCUCGAACACGCUCCUGAACCUCCCAGCGGUCAGGAACAUGUCGGUGUUCGUGGUCGAGAGGCACCCUUCGGAAGGGAACAACCAGCUCGGGAUCCCGUACCCGUCCUACUUCCAUCCCUACACGGUCGACCAGGUCAGAGACUGGCAACGAAAGGUGGCGGGAUCGAACCGCCCAUACCUCUUCUCGUACAUCGGGGCGCGGAGAAAGGAAGGCGUGGCGGCGGCUAUCAGGGACGAGCUCAUGCAGCAGUGCUCCGAAUCGGAGCACUGCAUGCUGCUCAACUGCACUGCGGAUGCAUCCAAGUGCAGCGACCCGAAGGAGGUGCUGAGGGUGAUGAUGGCGUCGCGGUUCUGCCUGCAGCCACGUGGCGACUCGUUCACCCGGCGGUCCGUUUUCGACUCGUUGCUCGCAGGGUGCCUGCCGGUUCUGUUCUCGAGGCACACCGCGUACACGCAGUACCAAAUGUACUUGCCCGAAAACACGACAUCUUACUCCGUGUUUUUGUGGGAGGACGAAAAGAUGAUCAGUGACAACGGAUUGAGGAAGGUUAACAUAGAAGAAGAGCUGAUGAAGAUCGGGAGCGGGAAAGUUGAGGAGAUGAGGAAAGUCGUUGUGGAUUUGAUUCCCAGAUUGACAUUUGCGCACCCGAAUGCUAGUGGUGAUAAAGGGUUCGAAGAUGUUGUCGAUGUUGCCCUCUCAUCGUUGCUCCGAUUGGUUUACUAA